Molecule: messenger RNA, 663 nt
Organism: Durusdinium trenchii
Lineage: Eukaryota; Dinophyceae; Suessiales; Symbiodiniaceae
Source: the annotation of a GenBank genome assembly
GCAGUUCUGUGGCGUCUACACCUCCCUGGCUGCAGACAUCAAGGGACAUGCCAGGCUGGCUCGGGGCGAGAUCAUCAUCGAGACAUUCAAGGCGGUGAAGAUGACACGUUGGACCAAGUUCAUGACCUCAUUGAAGUUGGAUGAGAAAGUUGAUUUUGAAGAAGGUGACAUCGGCCUGGCUGGAGGCAUCAAGACCUUCGAACCAGCGCUUGCUCAUCCAGUGGCCAAGGACCAGAUUGUGCGCUUCGGCGGCCAAACUGACGGAUUCCUCCCAUGGCCGGAGAAGAUGGCUACAGAGACAGACAACAUCGAGAGGACCAUCCAGAAGACGAUUCAGAAGUCGCUGCACAAGAUGCUGGGUAGUGGAAAGAAGGGUGGACCUGGUUCCAUCAGCACCGGCCUGAGCAGCGAUCAAGAUACGAGCAGCAGCCACCACAGCAGCGACCACAAGGAUGAUUGAGCAGAUCGGCACGAGCAGUCAAUUCCUGGUAGCCCAUUCAUUGUGGGGCUCCUCAUCAAAGUCACCCCAUUGUUGGUCCUGGUUUAAGCGGUUGCAGGGCACCAGGAAGCAAGAUUUUGGCACAGCCAUCGGGAAGCAAUUGAAGCUUCGGAAAAGAUCCUUUCAUGUGGUGUUUGUGGCUGGGAUCUUCCAAGGGCAGCCAA